Molecule: messenger RNA, 486 nt
Organism: Penicillium angulare
Lineage: Eukaryota; Fungi; Ascomycota; Eurotiomycetes; Eurotiales; Aspergillaceae
Product: GFA family protein
Exons: 2
Coding region: 1-486 (161 amino acids)
Molecular function (GO): carbon-sulfur lyase activity
Source: RefSeq, a predicted model, not a curated record
AUGUCAUCCCUUACUGGAAACCCCAAUUCACACCCAAUUUCAGAGUUCACCGAGCGACUUACUGGCAACUGUCUAUGUGGGUCGGUGAAAGUGACAAUCAAUGAUCCGGAUCUGUUCACUAGAAGAAGAGGGCAUAUUUGCCAUUGUGCCAAUUGUCGCAAGGUUUCAGGUACCUUUGCUGCCAGCAACUUGACCAUCGAGGAAGACAAGGUUGAGAUAGAGGAUCGCGAAGGUACGCUUUCCAAGUUCGUGGAUACUCAAACUGGUAGUGGGACUCCUCUUGAAAGAUGGUUUUGUUCACGAUGUGGAAAUCCGGUCAAGUCUGUGACGCCUGUGUUGGCAGGGAAACUCGUCAUGAAGAUGGGACUAUUUCCGAGAAUUCCAGCUCCUGAGUUCGAAACAUUUGCUUUAUAUAGACAUGAGUGGCAAGGGCUUCAUCCUGGUGUUGAUCAAUAUAAGAUAAAGGCGUUUGGAGAGAAGCUUUAG